Molecule: messenger RNA, 609 nt
Organism: Verticillium alfalfae VaMs.102
Lineage: Eukaryota; Fungi; Ascomycota; Sordariomycetes; Glomerellales; Plectosphaerellaceae
Exons: 3
Coding region: 1-609 (202 amino acids)
Molecular function (GO): carbon-sulfur lyase activity
Source: RefSeq, a predicted model, not a curated record
AUGAGCGUCAAGAGCGACGCCUCCAUCAUGGCGUUGAAUGUACACGUGCUGCAGGGGGUGGAUACCUGGGCGCUGGAGAAGAAGCGCUUUGAUGGCGCAUCGAGUGAUCCCAAGCCCGCACCCCGAACGUAUGAUGGCCCACUGCCGGAGAUGGUAGACGGGGGCAAGCUGUACACAGGCAGUUGCCACUGUGGCGCCGUGCAGGUCGCGCUCGCGAGCAAGCCUCUCGACGAGAACUUUCCUGGCGGCCUUGGCGAAUGUAACUGCAGUAUCUGCGAAAGGAAUGCGUACAUCUGGGUGUGGCCGAUGCGCGAACAAGUGGUUCUUUUCGGCGACGAGAAGAACAUCUCGCGCUACGAGUUUGGCAAGAAAAACAUGGGUAAAAUGUUUUGCCGCAUAUGCAGCGUACACAUGACCAACUUUGCCGCCGAAAAGUCGGAGGAAGAGCUCGCUGCCAUGUCUGGCGAGGAGCGUGCGUACUUUGAAGGGGGUAAGGCACGGCAUCCCGUCAACCUGCGGGUGAUCGAGGGUCUGGAUCUGGAUGCUCUUCGAGGCAAGAUCACGCGGAUCAAGGGGGCCGAGGCGCCGCCAGCAUAUGUAAACCCGUAA